CUCAGCAGCAGCAAAGCACAAAUGUUCCCAAACUGAAUCAGCCCCAUAUCAGCCCCCCACUGUUCUGGCCGCUUCUCCCGUGGGUUGUUUUCUGUUCAUUCAGUGUAAACGAGGGCAAGUAGCUGGAAGUAACAUUUUCAAGAACAAGAAUCUGGGAAAGCGUCCCAAACCUGAAGGGCUUAUUCCGUCGUGUGAUACAUUCAUGACCUUAUGUCUGUCCGUGCAUCAGCCAUGAGUGUCCUUCCUCCAAUCAGACGAGACCGCAUCAUUGCUCAGCUCCCACAGUGUUUCAGGAAAGAGGCUGCACUGCACACCAAAGAGGAAUUCAACAACAAAGUUAAAACUGCCUGUCAGGAACAGCGCACUGGUACUGUAGGCAGAUUUAAAAUUUCAAAGGUCAUUGUUGUGGGAGAUCUCGCUGUGGGUAAAACCUGUCUGAUCAAUAGAUUUUGUAAAGAUACUUUUGAUAAGAACUAUAAAGCAACAAUUGGUGUUGACUUUGAGAUGGAGCGGUUCGAGGUGCUGGGUGUACCGUUUAGCCUACAACUAUGGGACACUGCAGGCCAAGAGAGGUUCAAGUGCAUUGCUUCUACAUAUUACAGAGGUGCCCAAAUUGUGAUAAUCGUGUUUGACUUAACUGAUGUAGCCUCAUUGGGUCAUACAAGACAAUGGUUAGAAGACGCCUUAAAGGAGAAUGACCCCACUAGUGUCCAACUCUUCAUUGUUGGGACAAAGAAAGACCUGAGUUCACCAGCUCAGUACACCCAGAUUGAACAAGAUGCCCUUAAAAUUGCACAGGAGAUGAGCGCUGAAUAUUGGGCAGUUUCUUCACUUACAGGGGAGAAUGUAAAAGCGUUUUUCUUUCGAGUGGCAUCUUUGGCAUUUGAGAUGAACGUUCUUGCAGAGCUGGAGAAAAGUGGAAAAAAGCAAAUUGGAGAUGUUGUCAGGAUAACCAGCAACUCCAGUAAUCUCUACAGUAUGUCAAAAAAGAAACAGUCGGGCUGCUGUCAGUGAGGCUGGGAGGAGGAGGAGGAGGAGAUUGGUACGAGUGUAUUUGUGUCUGUGGAAAGGAAAAGCUCUGAGCGCAUGGGCCGGAGGCUGACUCAAAUUCACUUUUUCCUUUGGCCUUGGAUUCUUCCAUGAGCUGUGCAUUUUUGUGGCCUUUCCCUUUUUUUUUUACUCUAUUUAAAUGACCCUUCAUGCAAUUACAGAGUAUAUACGAUUAUUAAAAAUAGCAUAUUUUGCUUAAGACUGACAGGAGCUGCUAGUAUUAUGGAUUAGAUCUCUAAUGUUUACUACAGGAUAAUAUGCUGCUAAGGUUAAAGGUACCAUUGCAUUCCUGUUCUAUUUUAUAAAGUUUUAAGAAUAGUAGUUCAUCCCAUUACAUUUCAAUAAUGAUGACAUUAUCAAAUUGUAGAUAUUUUAAAAGGGAAGAUUCUCCCAUGUUAUUUAAAAAAUAUUGAAGCCAGCGACAGUGUUGUUUUUAAAUACAUUUAUGCAUUUUGUGUCAAAGUAUGUGUUAAAAAAUAAAAUAUUUCUAUACAAAAACUAUAA
This is a messenger RNA of Boleophthalmus pectinirostris (great blue-spotted mudskipper), 1554 nucleotides long. RefSeq names its product RAB34, member RAS oncogene family a (gene rab34a). Lineage: Eukaryota; Metazoa; Chordata; Actinopteri; Gobiiformes; Gobiidae. The record is from RefSeq and is a predicted model, not a curated record. Gene Ontology annotation, molecular function: GTPase activity; GTP binding. Gene Ontology annotation, biological process: endocytosis; phagosome-lysosome fusion. The coding region runs from base 211 to 1014 and encodes 267 amino acids. The transcript has 11 exons.